UCCGACUUGCAGCGUUCUGUGGAGGCUGUGGCAUGCUCAGGGAGCUGCAGGGACCCUCCUAACAUGCUCAGCCACUUGUGUGGAGAAGUGGGAGCUGCAGCAGGCUUUUACAAGCAGAUGUAGGCUGCCAGCUGUGAGGUACAUCAGCACAGCUCAGGCUGGCUAAAAAACAGUACUCGUGCUGCUAUGUAUCAAAAACAAGAUCUUAGUAUCAAGAUGGCCGACCUGGAAGUAUACUUGUAGCUCAUGAUCCUUAUGCAAAUGAGCUACAUGUUAGUGGCUUACUCAGAGGAGGAAGCUAAUUUUGCACGUGACACCUCCCCAGGAUCAAGAUGGAUAGCACAGAGGAACCUCAGAAAAAAGUCUUUAAAGCACGAAAAACGAUGAGAGCGAGUGAUAGACAACAACUUGAAGCUGUCUAUAAGGUUAAAGAGGAGCUUUUAAAGACAACUGAAGUUAAACUGGUAAAUGGAAAGCAUGAGAAUGGAGAUUCUGAUUUAAAUUCCCCACUAAGCAAUAUAGACUGUAUGGAGGACAAGAGGGAAGUUAAUGGCCUAGUGGACUUGAGUGUUAAUUCUGAAGAAGGAAAACCAGCUUCUGAUGAAACCAGUGAGGCCAAAAGCCCUGAAAGUAGGACAGGGAGCAUAGUCAAUAACGUAGAACCCAAACCUCUAACGCAGUCUUCAGAGAAUGUUACUGCUGAGCAAGACAAAGAUAUUGAUACUACUUUAGCUUCUGAGGCUGAAAAUGGAGUGCUUGGUAGCAAUAAAAAUAACUUCCAUGAAGAAAAUAAUACAAAAGAUCAUUUGGACCAAAGAGAGAGUGACAUCCCAUCAGUAGGUGAGAGCAAGUCAACCUGUGAUACUCAUGACUGUUCUGAAGAGAAGGGAGAAACAAAUGACUCAAGUAUUAACUCCAGUUCACCUAGUGAGGAAAGAAGGACUGAAGAAGUAAUGGUUGAUGAUGCCGUUGGAGAAGAAAUAAUAUCUAGCAGUGUGGAAGCUGAUAACGAACCAAAGGACAAACGAGAUGGCACUGGAGGUCUUUCAGAAACCACUGUUGAGAAGACAAUAGAUGAUCCAAGUGAAAGUAUCUUAAAUGAUAGUAACUCUAUGGAAACAGAUGAAAUUAUUCCAAUUUUGGAAAAACUAGCCCCUGCUGAAGAUGAACUGACCUGUUUUUCUAAAAGUUCUCUUCUUCCAGUGGAUGACACAGCCCCAGAUUUAGACGAUAAAACAGAUAGCUGUUUGGGUUCUCCAUCCAAGCAGGAAAGCAAUGAAAGUCUGCCAAAAGAGGCUUUCUUAGUACUGUCUGAUGAAGAGGAUCCUUGUGAUGAGAAGGAGGAAUGUGCUGAAGUGAUACUACCAAACAAGUCAAGUCUUCCAGAAGAGGUGGAGGAGGAGAGAAUAAAGGAAAGCGAGGAGGAUAAAGAAGAAGAAGAGGCCCACAAAGAAGAAGAGAAACACACAGAGAGAAGUGAAGUGUCAAGGAGAAAGCGUUCCAAAUCCGAGGACAUGGACAGCGUUCAUUCUAAACGUCGUCGGUAUAUAGGAGAAGAUUAUGAGGCAGAACUCCAAGUAAAAAUUACAGCCAGAAGAGAUGUUGACCAAAAAUUACAAAAGGUUAUCCAGAGAUUGUUAGAAGAAAAACUUACUGCAUUACAGUGUGCUGUGUUCGACAAGACUCUGGCAGACUUGAAAACCCGAAUAGAGAAAGUAGAAUGCAACAAGAGGCACAAAACUGUACUUACUGAGUUACAGGCUAAAAUUGCUAGAUUGACAAAGCGGUUUGGAGCAGCGAGGGAUGACUUGAAGAAAAGACAACAAAAUUCAUCAAAUACACCUCUGUCUCCAGGGAAAGCAGCAAGUGACACUGCAAACACAAACAAUGUGACGUAUCGCAAUACUAGCACAGUGAGGCAGAUGCUGGAGUCAAAGAGGAAUACAGGAGAGAGCACACCAGCAACUUUUCAAGCCCCUGUGAGUGCAGUGCCAGCUUCCAGUGUUGCUGCACCUCCUGCAGUUGUCAGUGGACAUCUUAAGCCUCAGACUCCAGUGAUCUCCACCAGCUCUUUGACAACAACAGUUCUUCCAACAGCUAACACAGCUACAGUUGUAGGCACUAACCAAGUGCCCAGUGGCAGCACUCAGUCGGUGUCUGUCUCAUUGCAGUCUUUGCCCGUAAUCUUGCAUGUACCUGUUGCAGUGUCAUCCCAGCCUCAGCUCCUGCAAGGCCACACGGGAACUUUGGUCACCAACCAACAGUCAGGCAAUGUUGAAUUUAUACCUGUACAAAGCGCAUCUACAGUUGGUAGCCUCACCAAAACUACAGUGUCUUUAGCAUCGACUAACCCAAUUAAACCAAAUAACAGCCCGUCUGUGCCCAGUCCUGGUAUUCAAAGGAACUCUCCAGCCAGUGCGGGGUCAGUAGGCACAACAUUGGCAGUACAGGCUAUUCCUACUGCACAUUCUGUUGCCCAGGCCUCAAGGACUUCUUUACCCACAGUGGGUACUUCAGGACUUCAUAAUGCUACCACCAGUCGAGCUCCCCUACAGAUGAAGAUUCCCCUCUCUGCAUUUAGUAGUACAGCUCCUGUUGAACCACCAACUGCUACAGCACCCAGAGUCGAAAACCAGACAAGCAAGCCACCAACAGAUACUUCGGCAAACAAGCGAACUGUUGAGGGAACAACACAGAGCGGGAAGGUCACAGGAAGCGAUUCAGGAGGUGUCAUUGAUCUUACACUGGAUGAAGAGGAGGAUAGCUCUUCUCAAGCAGACAGCAAGAAGCAGAACCAGACACCUGUUACAGGACUGAGCAUAUCCAGCCAGCCCUUGGCUCGACCCUUGCAGCCUUCACAGCCUUCUCAGCCAAACCCUGUGCAACAGCCAGGUGUGCCAACAAGUGGACCUUCCCAGACCACCCUACAUGUAUUACCUACAGGUUGUGGUCUCUCUGGUCUUUUUCCAGCUUCGACAACAGUGAAUGUAACUCACAGGCCAGUGACUCAAACUCCAGCAAAACUUCCUAUACCAAGAACCCCUGCUAACCAUCAGGUGGUCUAUACCACUCUUCCACCACCACCAGCACAGAACCCUAUAAGAGGAGCUGUCAUGCCAAGCCCAGGUUUAAGGCCAAUCAACCCCCAGUCUGGAGGUAUGACUGUGCGAAUGCCUCAAACAACUGCAUAUGUUGUGAACAACGGACUGACUCUUGGAUCUGGAGCACCUCAGCUUACAGUGCAUCAUCGACCACCACAGGUACAUGCUGAGCCACCACGGCCUGUACAUCCUGCCCCGCUCCCUGAGGCUCCACAGCCACCACGUCUGCCCCCUGAAGCUGCCAACACUUCUCCACCUCAAAAGCCACAGCUGAAGCUGGCACGGGUACAGAGCCAGAAUGGUAUUGUGCUGUCAUGGAGUGUCAUGGAGGUGGACCGGAGCUGUGCCACUGUGGACAGUUACCAUCUCUAUGCCUACCACGAGGAUCCGAGUGCCACUAUGCCCUCCCAGUGGAAGAAGAUUGGGGAAGUGAAGGCCCUCCCACUGCCUAUGGCAUGCACUCUUACACAGUUUGUGUCUGGCAGCAAGUACUACUUUGCUGUCCGGGCUAAGGACAUCUAUGGACGUUUUGGACCCUUCUGUGACCCCCAGUCCACAGAUGUGAUCUCUUCCCAGAGCAGUUAAAGUAGAGAUCUUUGGAGCCUUUAAAUCUCUCCUACUACCAAGAAUCACCCCAGUUUUGGGGGGUUGAUCCCAUGCAUGAAAUUCACUUUUAAAUCCACUCUCUGCAGGAUUGUUUUAGACAGUUGUGUGAUACACUACAUGCAUUCAGAACCAAAACAAAAAUAACGUCUCGCCUGCAGCAAGAGAACCUGUUUUUUCUGGAUAGCUCAAGUCAUGGGCCAUUUGAAAAUUUCACUUUCCCUUCCAUGACAGCUGUUCCACCUAGAUACCUACCUGCUCUAUCCAAGGGCACCCCUGGAUGCCUGGGAUUCUGCUUCAGAGUGGGAACAAAAUAAUAGAUUACAGUUUGUCUGAAGCAAGAUGUACACAUCUGUAAUAUCUGUCAAGGCACUAACACGAGGGCAAGAACAGAUUUGCCUCUUGCUCCCCACCACUCUGUGAGUGGGCUGUGAUAUUAAGGGUGAUUCAGAGUCUCAUUUUUGUACUGGAAGAUUGAGUUGUCUGGUCUUAUUUUACAAACUGUAAUGAGCUCUCUGAGGGGAGGGAAGGGAACUUGAGUCUGGCCAGGGAACCAUUAUUUUUGCAAAUUCGGAGGUGGUGCAAAACAAAAAAAAUCACCCCACUACCUCCUACCUCUCCUAAAUAAGAAUGCUCCUGUGCUUUCACCAUUCUCCCUCACUCAUACUGGGAGCAUUCCCAGGUCAGAUCUGAAACUGGAUUGUAGAGACUGCACUCAUGCCUCUCUAGCUCAGCUAAUUUCUCUACCCCUCCCCUCAUACAUCCAGCCCUUUUUUUAGAUUUAUUUUGUGCCUUAAGGAAUUAUUUCAGAAAUAAAUGUAGCCAGAUACCUUGUGGUGUUCUUUCAUUUGCUUGAAAUUAUUUUUCCCCUCACCCUUCUAGCCUUUCAUUACUGCUUUUCAUUUUCCUGGCCUGCAGUAAUUAUUAUUCCUGUAAAAACCAGGAAGUGUAACAUCUGCUGAUGCUCAGUCCAUUUUUAUCUGCAGUAUCAUUCAACCCUUCCUUCACUGUAAUUCUUGAGUAUUUGUUUUUGUCCUGUUAAGAAUAUUAGAGUAAACAGAGAGUAUUUUCCACCAGAGCCUUUCCCUGUUGAUUUGGGAAAGCUGUAUGCUGCUGUUUAGCCAAAGAAAAAAUCUCCAUGGUGUAGCACCAUGAAAGCUUCUGCUCUUUGCACUCUGCCUGGAGGUUCAGUUAGUGCACAAAGAUAAGAAGUUGGUUUCCCAGUUCUCUUCUCUAGCUCAUCACCUGCCUGCUUCUGCAGAGAGUUAACACUCCCCAAGCAGUUCAGAAAUUAUUUUAGACACUGGCUUAAAACUCAUGAGCAGUUGCAAAUGUUAAUAGUUCUUCUGAGUUGAGAAAAGAAAUUGGUGGCUCUGCCCCACUGUCGUUGACAUGUUAAACUUGAUUUUUGCGUUACCAAAUUGUGACACACCUGGACAAGAAUGUUUAUGUAAGGUUUUUAUUUCGGCACUUUUCAGUCCUAUUCCUGCCCAGCAGAACCAAACAGUGAAGUUAGAAGGGGAAAAGUCUUUUUACUAUCUGACUGCACUCUUUUACGUAGCUGGGAUUGUCACUUCUGUCAGGUGAGUAAUUAAUUUUCUCAGUAUGGAAACUUGCAUUUGCAGUGUAGCAGUUUUAUUGACUGGGGGAGCAAAAAUUCUACCUAAAUCCAAGUAUCAUGAGAGAAAGUUCACACUCAAUCUCAUGUAUGAACAAUGUGUAAUCUUUCCUUUGAGUAAGUUGUCCCUGUAUUACUGAUGCCAAUAAUCAAUAAUGCCUUGGGUUUUUCUAUGUUUAAUUAAAUGUUUUGUCUGCCUAUUUUGAGGAAUAAUUACUUAAUAAGGCAUUUAGUCUACUUACUGGAAGUUGGGUCCUUAUAAAGCCAGUUCUGUAGUAGAGGUUAGAGCAGUUCAUUCCAACUGAUGGCUGUCAAGUCCUCUUUGGGCAUUUUUUUUUUUAAUGUGUCUUUGAGGUGGUACCAAAGGGCCAUUGGCCAUAUCAGUACAAUGAGGUUUAUAGUUUGAAAGUUAAAAUAAACAGUAGAAUACAACCUAUGCUGCUUUAUUUAAUUGUGGUUCCAGCCCAAACUAUACAUGAGCUCAUCUAUAGUUUGUGUUUGUGUUUAGGUCACGACGGUUCUUGGCUUUGUCUUGCUUGGGAUAGGCAGGGGGUGAGGGUCCUGUGUUAAUAAUUUUUUUCCUUUCCUCCAGUGGAGGUAUUCCUAGGGAUGGUCUGGUAUUGUGUUUGGAGGUUUUGCAGGCUGUAUCUUUAGCAAAAUAAGACUCAUCUUUACUAAGGAAAGAUGUCAUUCUCAACUGAACUGAUAAUAAAAACUGGCUUGAUGGAUCCCUUUGUGCUACAUAUGGCAGAGUGCAGCUGGGUUUUUGGGAAGAGAUUAAAUAAGCUGGCUACUGUUUGUUGACUGAAGCCAUCGCAGCUGUGGGGCAAAGGCUGACUUCUCUCUCAUUGCAUCCCAGCAGAGCUGCUAAAGGUUCAGUUUCUGGAUCUUAAGCAAGUCGUGGUGGCAGAGUAUGUGACAAGGCACUGCUUGACUUUCAAAUGUCUAGCUCAGUUUGGAGACUUUAAAGGUAGCUGAUCCUUAAAUCACUGACACACAGAGAGAGAACUGCCAUUUCUGCAGAAUCACUCUUGUGUGGUGGAGCAGAUCUCUGCAGUGAGUAUUCACCCCAUAGUCUAACAAACAGGAGUAUUGCUUAAUUCCUUAAUUCAUGGCACUUUUCCCUGUGUUUUGGGGUGGCUGGUUAUUUUAUUAUCCUUCAUCUCCUAGAAACAAUCAAAUUAUUGAGAAACUCAGUUUCUGCUGGCAACGAACAGUCAGAAGUCAAUUAUUUAUUAGAUUUUAUUUGAAAGUAUUACCAAAAUAUCCAGGAAUAUUCAGUGCAGGUCUGUUAACAGUGUGUUUCUGAAAAGUGUUAAUUGUUGAAGGCUUCCAAUAAUCCACUUUAAAUAUGCUAAAAGUCCCUAUAUGGCGGUUAAGUGGUGGAAGGGUUGGUUUCAGGUUUUUUUCUCUGCAUUUCAUGCAGCUCUUCCCAUCUUCUUUUCAGUAGCCUGGUAUGAAGUUGUUACUGACAGUUUUUUUGUGUUGCCACUGAGUAUGUAACAUUUCAGCAGUACCACCUUGGGUUAAAUUCUACAGCUGUGCUUUCCAUCCCCAUUUGCUUUCUGGUGUGUUACAGGGUUAGCUUGUUUUCUCUGAGUGAUACAAGGGCAUCUGGAUGUCCAGGUUGAAAGUAAUUUCAGUUAGUUCAGUUUCUGGUUGGAGAGGAGCCCUGCUGUGAAGUGCUGAUGGCAAAAUGCUGUUCCUUUCCACUCCUUACAGUUUCACUGGCCUCCUUUAUUUCAUUGUAUGUCUACAAAAGUUUUAAUGGAUUCAAAUAACUAAACCCUAGGAAGGGGCAGACUGUAGGCACAGCAUCUGCAUCUGCAGUGGCAGCUUCAGCCAACGUGAGGGUGCAGAGGCAGGUUUUCCUCAGCCUGUGUUAUUGCCUUGCCCUGACCAGCUUCCCAAGGAGCAGCAGUUGGUCUUAGGCUUUGCUCCUUUGGAUUAUUUGUGCUGCCGUUGGCCAGGUUAGAUCACUGAGCACCAGCACUGAGACACUUGCCCAUCCCAGGGUUUUUAGCACAAGGCUGGAUAUGCCCAUCGUGUCUUCCCUGUAAAAAUCAGGAGUCUUACCCUGCUUCCUGUGAAAACAACAGCAAAGCCCCUCGUGCCUUCAGGGGGAGCACAUUUGGGCCCAAUAGUAGGAUCUGAGCCCCAUUUUGUACUGUAACAAAAAUAGUCAUUUCAUCCCUUCCUUCAUGCUGUUUGUCUUAAAUGUCCAAUAAAUUAGAAUCUGUAUUAUAUGUAGGGGCAGGUCAAGUCUGUUCCUGCUCCCCAAACAGCCAUUCCUCAGUAUUAGAGUAUUUCAUACACUGUACACAAUCAAGCUGUGAUUCUGCCUUCUAUGAAUUCAUGAGUAUUUUCAUUUAGUCAAAAAAAUAUCUAUCCAGAUUUUUUAAAUAGAAGCUUGAUAUAUUAAAUCUAUAUUUUUUUAAUUUGUUGGUUUGGGUAGGGGUGGGCAUUGUAUGAAAACACUGGAGGGAAAGUUCAAAUGACACUGAGCCAGCCCUGCCACCAAAAUCUGUAUUCCCUUCCAAACACCUUCUGAGGGGAGAACAAUAAAAAACAAGGAUAGCUGAGAGAAAGCAAAUAAAUUAAUUUUCCUUUUCAUCUCUUCUAAGUACUUGUUCAAACGCAUCUUUAUUUCUUACUGUCAUUAUGCAGGCUGAGCAUUCUUUUUUCUCUUUUAUAUACAUACAUACUUAUAUAUAUAUAUAUAUAUUUGAAGCGCUGUCUUAAUUUAAGAGGUAUAGUUGUAAAUAAGAUCACUGGGUAGUAGCUGUUUGGGGAGUCCUGUUCAGCUUUAGUAAUUUAUUGGCUAUUGGGAGUCAAACGUGCAAAAUCCUUUGUUAGGAAACUCAGAAUCUGAUUUCUUGUUUUGUUUUGCAGCUGGACUUAUAAAUACCAAAAAUAAAAAUAAAAAUUAGAAAAAAAGUAGGACUGAUUUAAUGUCCAAUUUAAACUGGGCAGUUGCAACAUCUCCCCCUUUUUUGUAUGUAUUGUAGAUUAGUGUGUGUGUCUGUGUUAACUGUAGUGGGGUUUUGUCUGACAAGCCUGAAAUUUAUACUUUGAAAUAAACUACUGGGUUUUUAACA
Apus apus (common swift) is the source of this 8420-nucleotide messenger RNA. RefSeq names its product activating transcription factor 7 interacting protein (gene ATF7IP). The transcript is spliced from 15 exons. The record is from RefSeq and is a predicted model, not a curated record. Gene Ontology annotation, cellular component: nucleus; transcription regulator complex. The coding region runs from base 333 to 3686 and encodes 1117 amino acids. NCBI's taxonomy places the organism in Eukaryota, Metazoa, Chordata, Aves, Apodiformes, Apodidae. Gene Ontology annotation, molecular function: transcription coregulator activity; DNA binding; protein binding. Gene Ontology annotation, biological process: regulation of DNA-templated transcription; DNA recombination; DNA integration.